This is a messenger RNA of Salpingoeca rosetta, 900 nucleotides long. RefSeq lists its product as uncharacterized. The transcript is spliced from 6 exons. NCBI's taxonomy places the organism in Eukaryota, Choanoflagellata, Craspedida, Salpingoecidae. Bases 235 to 900 code for a protein of 221 amino acids. The record is from RefSeq and is a predicted model, not a curated record.
AAAAAAAGCAGGCGAGCAGCGAUGAUGAUGACGGGAGUGUGCUCUGCUGCGUGAGAUGACGAGGGGACACGCUGCCUGGCUCACAUUGGGUGCGCACAGGCAGUGCAGCCCCGGCUUUAACGUUCAUUUACCUCUCGCACCGUGUUCCAAGCCAACAACUUACAAGCUACAACCUGUCACGUCUCAGCCCCUCUCUCAGCGACGUUUCCUUUUUACCUCCUCCACGCUGCCAAGAUGCUCGCCUUGGGGAAAUGUGUGUUUGCAACUGUGCUCGUUGCGGCUGUGGCCCUGACUGUGGCCAACGCUGCUCCUCUGCAAGCACGGCUCUCACGCAACGAUGAGCCCGCCUUCUGCCGCAGCCUGGAUUGCCCACGUUUCACGGUCGUCAACCGCACGGACACGUAUGAGGUCCGCCACUACAGCGCGUCCCAGUGGGCACGCACCCAAGUUGAGAGCGCAAACUACACCACCGCCACCGCCAUUGGUUUCCAGCGCCUGUUCAGCUACAUCUCUGGUGCAAACGUUGAUGUGAAGCACAUUCCCAUGACCGCACCCGUCACGGUUCAAGUGUACCCUGGCUCUGGCCCAUACUGCAAGUCCACGUUCACCGUCAGCUUCAUGGUGCCGUUCGCCUUCCAGCCAAACCCACCCAAGCCCGCAUCGAAGGACGUGUACAUUGAGUCUGAGCCCGCGCACACCACCUAUGUCACCAGCUUUCCUGGAUUUGCCAAGGAGAAGGACGACAUCGGUCACGCCGAAGCCCUCGCCCAGGCGCUGACGAAGGACAACAUCGCCUUCAACUCAACGGUGUACUACACUGCCGGCUACGACAGCCCCUACCAGCUGUUCAACCGCCACAACGAGGUGUGGUUCUACGCCCCGGGUGCAACCCAGGAGUAA